GGAUCGGGUUCGGUUCGAGUUGUGUGCUUAGUCGAAGUCCUACCUUGCUACCGAAGAGCCUAUGCAGUUUUCCGGAAAAGAUCGUGAAGAAAAUCGUUGAGGUGCGGGUGUAAGGGCUUUGUCAUAUUUACGCGUUACGCGUAACCGGCUGUUGAAGCGUAUCCCGAUCGUGUUGCGGGAAUCUCCUGAACACGUUAAGCUUCGAUGAAAUUCGAACCAUGGAGUCAAUCUCUUGAUCGUUUUUCAUACCUAUUCAUCCCUUGAUCGUUUUUCAUACCUAUGGUGACAUACCUGUCUACUGAUCGGUAUCCUCCCCGUGUUACGAUUCCAUCGAAGUCUAUCAAAGUCGAUCCAUCGAUCGAUUGUGUUGUUGUUUGUUGUAGGGUGAAUGAAUAUCCCAAACACCGGUAGCUUGUAGCAACAGGUUUCCGAGUGCAUUCGUGAAAGGGAAAAUCGCCAUCGAUUGUCGAUUCAGAGAGUGCAAGUGCAAGUUCCAGAAAAAGUGUUAUCCAAGUGUGACAGCAUUGUGCAGUGAAAUCGGCGCGCACGUGUUUGUUUACUUACUUGUCCCAUUGAGGAGAGACCUGGAGACCUCGAAAACCAGAUUCAGCAGACAGCAGAAAAUAUAUCGAAAAGAAAGGCGAACGGACGACGACUCCGUUUCGCGGUGCAUUUAGGGCUCGAUCGAGUCAUUUCGAGUCCAGUUGUUGCCGAAAAAAAAGCAAAGCAAACAACAAAACCAACAAGAUGGGAAAUAGGCAGAAAAUGAUGAUCACUGUUGCUGCAAUUAUAGUUGUCUUCACACUUCUAUCCAGCAGCCAUUUGGUCAGUUCGAUAUCAGUCUCCCCGGAAAGCAGCCACCUAAGGCAACAGCAACAGCAAAACCCACAACACCGACACCAUCCUUCGGCGGCAGGGCUACGAGAUGGUGGACCAGGAAACACCAAUCUGGCCACGGUGCGUCGUUACGCUUCCGGUGGCGGUCCACCGGCGGCCAUCCGCGGAGCAGCUCGACUUCCUCCGGGUGCUGGUGGGGGUGGUGGUAAACCUCUAAAAGGAUCCGGUCCUCCACCGAGAGCCGCUUCCCGAUCCGACAAUCUGAUUCCACAACAGUUGGCCAACCAAACCUCGCCGGUGGACCGAUAUCGGCGGCUGAUCCCGUACAUGACAUUCUACAUCCCUUCGACGGCCUCGGCGGCCACCGGAACUGCAGGAAGUGGACAGGGCGACUUCAACCUGCCAAUCAAUCAGGCCUAUAAUUAUAUGCCUAUUCGUUCCCAGCAGCGACCCCAGGAGCAACCGAUCUAUCAUCAUAGCAACAAACAGCAAAUCCUAUCGCUUCACCAGUACCAACGUCAACCGCAACAGCUUGGAUCGGGUCAUGGAGGAGAACCACCGCUAAUGUACCAAUCCUAUCAACCCCAAGGAGGGUCUCAACGAUACAGCCCUUCUUCAGGGUCGGGCAGCUCCAGCCAAGGAUCGGGAGUCAAGACCAUUCUGAUCAAUAACUCCCCGAUCAAGUACGACUACGGGCAGCGCCAUCAAUUGGCACCUUCCCCUUUGCAACCGACAAUUACGUCUAACAAUGGAGGAGCAAUUCUGUAUCGAGCCAAGACAUCGUCGUCGUCAGGAAAGUUGUACGCGAUCGAAAUUCCCAAGCCUCAACCUUCGAUACAACCGAACGGGAUCAGCACCAACAGUGGAGACUCCGCGGCGACACCAUCCCCAAAUUAUCAACCGAUUUCCGUGUACAAGAAGUACCAGAUCAACCCUUUCCUGCCUUCGAAUAAGCUUCCCGGGCAGUUCACCCCGAUUGCCUAUGGUCCAAGUUCGUCUGCCAUCGCAGGUGGAGAUCAUCAGGGAUCCGUGGAUGCGGAAAGCGCUGAAGAAUCGGAACCGUACCCGAUUCCCAAACCUGCUCCAGCUUCUGGCUACAACCGACCCAAACAACACACCACCUACGUACUAGUCAAGCCAUCGCCCGAACCCAACCAGCUGUACUACCAGGAGAAACCUGCUAGACCUACAGCAGUUACCAGCUACAAGGAGAAGAUCAACUACGUCAGUGAAGACGACCUCUACAAAUCCAUCUCCAAGCCGAUUCCCAUUCCAAAGCCCAGCUACUUGGAGGAAUCGGACGAUUACCGACCAAUCGCCAAACCGAUUGCCAUCAUCAAGGCCUCCUACCCUGAUGAACCGGAAACGUACAAACACAAACUAGCACCGAUGCAAAAACCCUCGUACCAAGACGAGCUGGAAGUCUACAAGAUAGCCCCCAAACCAAUCCCCGUCCCGAUUCCGGUAGCAGUCGAAUACUCCACCCCAAGACCGGUUCCAGUCUACGUCGAUUACUCAACUCCCCGGCCCAAUCCACUGCUAAAAGAAAGCCACGGUAAUGCCCAAUCACAUCCAGUUCCUACGACGGCACGUCCUAAGUACUCACAUCGCCCGAAAUCGCACAAACACACUCGGGUCUCAACGAAAGCACCCCCUCUCCGUCAACACCUCACCGAAAAUGUCAACCCAUCCGAUAUUCGAUCACCAAACCCAAACUACUUCGACCACUACUCCGAAUACAAAACACACGUCAAACAGAACUACUACGCCAUCCAACCAAACUACAUACCCACUCCAAAACCUACUAAAACCACUAAACUAAUCCCAGCUGCCGCUGCUGCACCACCUUCUCCACAACCCUCACAACAUCACGAAGAACCCGAGACCCACCGGUACGUGGUCCAGUCCCGUCCCGUCUACCGACCUCCUCCAACUCCAACUCAAAUCGUCGACACGGCCAGCUCCUCCGGCUCAACCUCCCUAGCCGAUCUACUCAAGAAACUCCAAGACAGCAACCACCUCCCGAAAACCCUGACUCCGGAUAACAUCGAUAACUCGAUCCGCACCCUGGUAAAAAUCCUCAACAACCUGAAAGCUUCCCACCAAGCGCACAACCAACCCUCCCAAGCCUACCCGGAGGACCACCAAGAGGAAGAACACUACCAACCGAAACCCCUUCAAAAGCCUUCUCCACCAACCCACGUCGUUGACGAAGUCGAAGAAGACGAUCAUCGCUACAGCCUACCACCGAAGCCAACGACGGUGAGUGCCGUUGGAUCGACUCCACCGGGACCGAACUCGGGUCGGCCCGGCAUCGACUACCCGAACCUGGCCGAGAUACCGGAAACCAGCUUCAGCUGCAAGGAACAGCGCUACAAGGGCUUCUUCGGGGACCCGGAAACCAACUGUCAGGUGUGGCACUACUGUGACUUGAACGGUGGCAAGGCGUCGUUCCUGUGCCCCAAUGGAACCAUCUUCAGUCAGGUUGCCCUGACUUGCGAUUGGUGGUUCAACGUGAAAUGCUCGACAACGGCUCAGCUGUACGUGCUCAAUGAACGACUCUACAAGUACAUCCUGCCCUUCACCCCGAAGUUCCCGGAAGACUAUAGCGGACCGCUGGUUGAUAAGUACCUCGCCAUCAAGUUCCAGGAAAUGGAGGAAAAAAUGAAACAGCAGAGGGCCAAAGGUAAGGCCGUUACUAAAGCCCCGGUCGAUAAUGAAAAUGAUGAACUGAAUGGGAACAAGCUGGAGGACAACGACAACCGGUACAAUCAGAACCAACCACAUCCGAUUCAGUACGUUACGGAAAACUCGUUGGAGCCUGUAGUGGCAGCCGGUGGCAUUAGCGGACCAACUCCGGAACCUAUCGUAACUCCAGGACAGCUGGCCGAUGAUCAUGAUGGGGCCGUUACUCCGAUCACCCUGGAAGACAUCGAUAAGGAUUACGUCCGAGGUCGGGCCCUGGCCGUAAAGGGACCGAUUGUGGUGACGGCUCCAAGUGCCCCGACCAGUUCGACCGGAACGGAAGAUUACGAAGAACCGGCGCUCGGACCACUGGGACCACUGCCAGGACCGAUUGUUCUACAUCACGCGGAGGAACCUGCUACGGAUGCUCAUUAUGCCUCCAGUACCGGGAGCAGUGUUAGCACAAGCAUUAGCAGCGUAAGUAGUAGUACGAUUGCGACUCCAACCUCUUCGGGACCACCUCUAGAUGCACUUAUGCACACCAUGCGGGGAGCCCGGAUUGAGGUUAAACACGACGGUACGAGUGGUCAUUUGACCCCGACGAAGGGUUACGAUGAGGACGAAAGUAGGAGGAAAAAGUAAGAGUCGAGAAUCGAUUUUUUGAACCUGUAUCACCAGAAAGUGAGCAUCGAAUCAGAAUUCAGAAUUGAAGUCGUGAACGUACAAUAGGGUGGCCCAAUUUCUAAGCUUCCUUAAAACCUGGAAGCUCUUAAACCUGAACUAAUCAACAAUAAAAGGAAGUCUACAAAAUUUUAACUAAAUCAGAUAAUCAUAAGACGACCCCCUUAAGACUAUGAAAGAAGGAAGGAAAUUUCUAUGAAAAUAGGGAAAAUUUACGAAAAAAUCGUAAUUGGCAGCACUGUAGCAGCUUUGUACUUUUAUACCGUCAAGGAAUUAAAUUGAAAAAUAAGUUGUACUUUUAUUACUUCCUUUCGGAAAGUUGUUUCCUCAAGAAUUUAACUUUGUAAAUUUUGAAAAAAAGUAACAGUGUUGCGAAAACAUUUUUCAUUUUUUUAAUGCAAAUUUAGACUUUUUUCAACACAUAUUCUGUGACCUUAAGGCUUUUGAAGGUUGUUUAAUAAACGGGAAAUUUUGUACAGUUUCUUUUUAAAAUGAAUCAACCCAAAAGGGGUUGAGAGCUACAAGAUGUUGAGCUUGGGAAGUCCCCAUAAGUUUAUGACCACACUUUAAUGUACGCUGUUCGAUUUCGAAGAAAAAAUGCUUCAAAACCAACGUUCGAAUCUUUAACUCUAACUAGUGUUAUCACGAUUGUUUUCUGCAUUGGAAUUCCUUAGUUUUUCCCUUCACAAAGUUUGUUUAAAAAAUGAAAAUUUUAAAUUUUCAAAAUCAAUUUUAGGUCUGAUUUAAAAAAAUUGCUGGUUAAACUGAGGUUGCCAGAUUACCCGGUUUUAUUCGGGUUUGCCCGGAUAUUUUAUGUAAUAUUCGGUAGCCCGGUUGCCAGGAUUUUCCCGGGUUUAUUCUCAUUCUCGAAUUAAACUAAAAAAAAAAAAACAAAUUGUGCUGUAUUUUUUUUUAUUCAUGCGUUGCAAAAGCUUUUUUUUGAGAAAGUUAAAAUAUAACCAUGAAAGGUUUUUUGAAAGCCUAAAAUUAAAAAUUAAAAUUUACUGCUAAAUUUGGAUGGACAUUUUAUUUUCUUGAUUUUUGAUGAAUAAUUCCUAAGUUUUUACCAAAUUUGUCCGGAUAUUGCCCUAAUUUUAGUCUACAAUUUUGAAAUCAAAUGCCCGGAUUUUGCUAGGUUUUUAGAUUAAAUAAGUCAGAUUUGUCCGGCUCGAAUACGUGCUGAAAAAAAAUUUCUGUCAACCUUAUGUUAAACGUUUUUGACAAAUUUGUAUAAUGUCUAUAAAAAUACAUUUAUUUUUCACAGCUUUCACACAACUUAAAAAAAACUUUUAUGAAAAACAUAUGGCAUCUCUACUAUUUUUCUAAUUUUUUAAAAACAAGAUGCAAAAUUAAAAAAAUACUAAAUUCUGAAAUUUAUUUUUUUUAUGGUGGUACAAAAUUACGAUGGAACUUUGACUUCAAUUCUCCUAUUUUAAAUGAAAUAAAAAAGAAAAUGACGUUUCUGGCAGCACUGCAAAAAAAACAUAUGCUUUAUAGUGUAAAUGCGAUCUUGAAAAAAAAAUUGUUAAAGACUGAAAACAGUUAACAGUGAAAGCUUAGAAAUUAAAAUGCAGUGUUCCUAAAAAAUUUAACCAAUUUUAAAAAUGACAUUAAAAAAGAUUUUUUUAUAGUUUUCUUAAACGAUCCAUCGAAAAUAUUGGAAAAGGACUGACUGAGCUCAUGAAAGCAUCAAAACUUCAAUGUUGGCGAUAUAAUUUUAAAAUUUAAUAACAUCAUAAAAUGAAAAUUAUUUUCUGAAUUUUGAAUUUUAUCAAUCAGUUUGAUCGGCUUUAAUAAAUUAAGUUAAUAAAUAAAUUUUCAUUAAAAGUUUUCACACUACCUUUUUGUUGAAAUUUAAAAAAUCCCGGCAUCUCUAGAUGCACGGUAAAAUAUUGAACAUUUUUAAAUUAGAGCAUUGAAAAAGGGGUACCAAUUUUGAUUCAAAAUUUUCAAAAAUCUAUAAAACUAAUUUUCGGCAACACUGCAGAAAAAACACAAAAUUUCCAUCUGUAGAAAACUGAAAAUAUAUUUAAGUUCACUGAAGAAAAACGAAAAUCAUAUUUUGAGCUUUUAUCACGAAAGCUUAAAAGGAAAGAAACAGUGUGCCGAUAAAAUUUAUAAGAGCCAAUAUUGACAUUUUUUUGUUAUAUUUAAACAAAUUGACUUUGUUGGCAAAGAUUACAAGUUGCUAAUUACUAAUCUUAUUCGGUAGUUGUCUUUGAUUGAAAAUGUUUACAAAAGUUUUAUAAAUAUGAGUGUGCUUAAAAUCUGUAAAUACAAAAAAAAAACAUCAUAUUUGGUAACUCUGUAAAGCAUGUUCAAAUACUUCUCUAUAAACAACUAGAUUAAAUGAUUUUAGGGGCAACUUAUGAUGAUGAAAAAACCCGAAAUAUUUAAAAGUAAAAAAAAAAUAAAAAAAAACUUUUACUCACAUCGUGAAGAGAUUUUUAAUGCAUUGAAAACUCCAGUUUGAAGUACAUUUUUUUUUGAAUAAACACAUACAUUUUGAUCACGAAACACUUCAAGUGGUUUUGCAAUGUUGCCAGAAACUUUUAUUCUUUUCAGAAGUUCACUUGUACUUUAGUUUAAAUUUUUAUUAACAUUUUAAUUUUUUUUUCUUCAAAAAUUUAGAUUAGACUUCCGUUUUUUUAACUUGCUCAGUUGAAUUUUUUUUUCAAGGUACCUUAAAAAACUUAAGCAUGAAAAUUUGGAGUGCUUCCAAAAGCGUUUCCAGCAAUAAAGUAUCUGAUAGGGAAAACACUCUCGUCUACAAUCAGGGGUGCCAGGUGUUUACGUCAAAAAUCAGGACAACUCGAAGUUAAAAAUCAGGAUUUUUUCAGGACACCUCUUUAUUCAUGGAAACAAUAAGGAUUUCUGCUUAGAUUGCAUAAAUAAAGGCGCAAUACAGGUGCUGUAAACUCCAUGAUUUAUGCAACAACAGUGCGCAACUUGUAGGCUGGCCGGUAGUUCUUAUCGAAAAACACAAUUUAAUGAGUUUAACUAUUUUAUAACCUAUUUAUUCGAUUUUCUCAUAAUUUAACUACAAAUUCGAUCAUACCGAAAAUCAGGACAAAUCCGGACAUUUUAGGGACAAAUUUUCAAAAAUCAGGACAACUCGAGAGUUUUUGAAAAAUCAGGACGGUCUCUCGAAAAUCAGGGCAAAUCCUGAUAAAUCAGGACACCUGGCACCUCUGUCUACAAUGUAUUAAAUUUCAGAGGUGCCAUUUUUUUUUGUUUUGAAAAAAAAACAUUUUUUUUUAACUACAUUCCAAUUUAAAAAUAUCUCGGUCAAAGAGUAAAUUUUCAGAAUUUCAAAUUUUAAGCCACCCGAUUGUUAUUUUUAGAUUGGUUGAUGUAUUGAUUAAAAUUCGAAACGUUGGAUGAAGAGCAUAUUAAAAUUUUUGAAGAAAACUUGAACGACAUUGAUCAAGCUAAGAAGGAGAAUAUAUCAGAAUCAAGUUAAAAAAUUGGAAAUUGAAAAUGAAACCUUUGGAGCCCACAUUAGGAAUAAAAAGUUUGUAAGGACUCAUAACAAGAAAUUGGACACAGAAUAAAUUUAAAAGAAUUGAUGACGCCUUUGAACUGUAUGAUAAAAAAAAACAAAUAACAAGGCUUUUCUCCGUAUAAAUGUCCCAUUUUUCACUCUUAGCUUUUAAAACAUAGUAAAUAGUUAUUGAAAUUGAAAUUAUUCUGAGGAUUAAACCGAAUCAUCGCUUGAUAGUAGAAGAUACAAAAACAAAAACGAAAAAAAUGUAAAUACGAUUGAAAAGAAACUGGAAACGAUUACGAUUCCUGGAAGGUUCUCCCCCGAUUUGAGAAUGUCUCGUAAUUCCAGUGAAGUUGACUUUUUUUUUUGUUGCGCUUUAGUGCUCGCGCCAGAUCGUAUUAGUCUGCUAAAAGUAGCUUGAUGUUGUGUGAAAACAAAAAAAAACAUAAAAUACUAUUAGAGGCUAAGGACUUAUUUAUACCUUCUUCAAGACGAUCGAUAGCGUAGGGUUUAGUUUCGUAUAAAUGUUUCCAUUAUUUCUUUUUCAUCUCCGCGAGUAGAAAGCGAAAGUAUUUAUGACGUCCAGUUUCGAAUCACGUUAUAGGAUAAGCUCAUCAUCUGCUACCUACUAUUUAUGCAUUUCUAUCCGGUAUAGAGUCAUCGAUGCUAAAUUUUAGAGUAACUCCAUCGAGAAAUGAGAAAAAAAACAACGUCUCUUAUCACUUAAGUUACGUUACCGAUGGAUGGGAGAAAAAAAAAACAAAUUAAAAAAAACUGGCACCAUUGCCAACUGUUUGACGAGAUGGGUCAGAUAUCGAAUUGGUUACCUUUAAUCUUAACGCACCAAGUGGGAGUGACUGCGCAAAUUGCACUUGCAGCAAAACUGGUUGAAAAAUUGUGUGAGCCUGUUUAAAAGAGAGUGAGAGAGUUUAAACUCGAGAUUUCAAUAUACAUACUUGCACUGAACUGGCAGCAGGGGAUGAAGACUGAAAUCCGCAGAAUAGUGAAAGCAAACAAAAAAAAAACAAAAAAACGUUGGCCCCUUAUAACGAUUGAUUGGAAGUGCGUGUGUGUGAGUAUGCUUAAGAAGGCGCCAUACAAGUAGGUGUGUGUAUGAUGGGAAAA
This is a messenger RNA of Uranotaenia lowii, 8815 nucleotides long. RefSeq lists its product as uncharacterized. The record is from RefSeq and is a predicted model, not a curated record. The transcript has 6 exons. Bases 748 to 4164 code for a protein of 1138 amino acids. Gene Ontology annotation, cellular component: extracellular region. NCBI's taxonomy places the organism in Eukaryota, Metazoa, Arthropoda, Insecta, Diptera, Culicidae. Gene Ontology annotation, molecular function: chitin binding.